Messenger RNA from Rubroshorea leprosula, 1652 nucleotides. The record is from the annotation of a GenBank genome assembly. Lineage: Eukaryota; Viridiplantae; Streptophyta; Magnoliopsida; Malvales; Dipterocarpaceae.
CUGCCAUAGCCAAACAUGGCAGGAGGAAGGAAGGAGUUUGAUGUGUUGGUGUGUGAAGCUAUGUUUGGUGAAUGUACAAGUGUAAGAAACUUCAGAUCAAUGUUAUGUAAGUUUCUGGUUUUUGAUCUAAGGCUUUCUAUUCCAUCCAAAUUCUUCUGGUUUUUGUGCUCCUAGAGCAAAAAUUUCUAUUUGAAGAUAACAUUCCAGAAUCCAACAGGUUAAUCUAAGUUCUAAUUUCUUCCUAAGUUUCUUUUUCUUUUCUGUUUUGUGUUUUUCUAUUAGUUAUGGAAUUCCUGGGAUUGUUCAAGAAUCUAAUGUGACAACUACUUAUGAAUUGAGAAACCUUGGCAAAUUGGUUAGGAUCCAGCAUCAAUCCUCUAUGUCCCCAAGACACCUGUGGUAUGUUUCACUUAUUUUCUAUUAAGAAAUAUCCCAAAUUCUCAAAUUAUGAAGACUAUGAUAAUAUAGGGAGCUAUCAAGUUGUUAUAUAUCCUCUUGAUGAAGUAGAAGGAGUUAAUCCUCUUUUCUUUCAAAUUUAUGAGCUUUUUUUUUUCAAUGAUAUAGGGAGCUAUCAGUUUUAAGGUUAGUGUUUUUGCUUAAGUCCAUCGCCAUCCAUACCACCUCCCACUUGUUUUAUGAAAUUUAGCAGUGAUUAUGGUUUUCUGAUUUACAUUGUUCAAAUUAUCUUAUAGGAAUUGCAGUGGGAAAAGGAGAUUGGCCAUGGCAGUUGAACUUAACCAGCAAUAGGAGGUAUAUGAAGAAGAUUGAACUUGUGAAACAUGAAGACUUUUACAAGCUUCACUAUCUGUUUCUUUUGGGAUAUACAGCACAAAAAGUGAAGUAGGAAAGAAGAGGAUUUAGCAAGAUGUAACUUGCAUUUUAUGUUAUAUUGGCCACCAUUUGCCCCAGUUGUUCAUAAUGAUAUUACAAAUGAUAUGCUGAUUUAUUGACAAAAGUUGAUGUCUAUUGCCUUUUCAUCAUUCUUUGGAUUGGUUUUGUGCUUUUUUUGCAAAUGACAUAACUGCUAAUGCAGCAUGCAUCAAAGGGGAAGGAUGGAAGCCAUGCGGUAAUGAGAACUGCUACAAACGAGACCUAUCCAAUCCAAGAAGCAUCAUACUGGGGAAUUGGCUCUCGUCUUCCCACCAUGGGGACAGUCUGCAACAUCUUACAAGAACUAAAGAUCAACCAUUAUUGUUUUAAACAAAUACACAAUUGUCAGAAUAUCAAAACCAUGUUCAUAUAUCUGUUUAUGGUGAAUAAAAGGAAAAAACUCUUGACAAGAAACAGAGAUUUGACCCUAGAGAUUUUGCUGAUUGUGUUUUCAUUGGUUCCUACCAGGACUACCUAACACAUAGAAUGAGAUUAUGUACGCAUAUUUGUUAACCAGUUGUAAAAAUCUUUGUGAUCUAUCAAAACCUCCUUUUCGGAUAUCUGAUGACACACUUUAUACCUGCCUAAUAAAUGCAUUGCAAACAAGAUACCCAAAAGCAUUGAAUUUUCUUAAUCAGACCCAUAGACACUUGGACAGAGUCUCAGAACACAGCUUUAAUACAUUCACACUUCCAUUCCAUACCCAACAAUGCCUUUGGGAAAGGCACUGGUUUGGGAAUUUCAGGAGUAAAAUAAGAAGCUAAUACAACUAGAAAUCACUA